This is a messenger RNA of Argiope bruennichi, 1111 nucleotides long. RefSeq lists its product as uncharacterized. The record is from RefSeq and is a predicted model, not a curated record. Bases 59 to 526 code for a protein of 155 amino acids. NCBI's taxonomy places the organism in Eukaryota, Metazoa, Arthropoda, Arachnida, Araneae, Araneidae. The transcript is spliced from 4 exons.
CGGGCCGCGACAGGGCUCGGAGCACCAGGGCUCGCCCGAACCCUUUCUCAUGUGAGCCAUGUUCCCCGCAACGAUUCUCUGCCUGCUCCUCAGCGUCGCUGACGGCUUGCGUAUGAUGGCUUUGGAAGUUCCUCAGUUGGUUAUCAGCGGAGAGGAAACGACGCUGACGUGCAUUUUUGACCUAGAAGAAGACACACUCUAUUCUAUCAAAUGGUACAGGGACGACUUAGAAUUUUUCCGCUACGUUCCUAGCGACAAGCCACCGAAUCAAUUUUUCCCCCUCAAAGGACUCGAGAUUGACCUGGGACGUUCGAGCAACGGCACGGUUUACAUCCAGGAUGUGGACGUGAGCACGGCGGGAACCUACAAAUGCGAGAUAUCGGCGGAUGCACCCUCCUUCCAGACAGUAUCAGCAGAGAAAAUGCUCACGGUUACAGUGUUGAGCGACAGCGCUCGGCUCCCUGACCCCAGCGUCCUAGCGGCGAGUUUCACAUUGCUCCUUAUGUGCCAUUUCACUGUGUGGUGAUGAACGUGAACCUAACCUCAAUCAAACGGACUGUGCGCUCUGGCGCUUGAUGGAGGAUGGACAGAGCCUUCGUUGUGCGCGCAGGAACUCCAAGUGGCCUUUAACAGGUGAUUGCGCUGAGAGACUGGAAGUUGAGAAUGGAUCGUCUCAAAUCAUAUCAAAGACUACACUCACGCUCAUCACGACAUCCUAAAGCUGUAAUUUCCAACCUCCCCCCAGAGGAGUUUGGUUCUUCAUCACUGCGGAAGAGUUCAUUUUUGUCUCGGUGUAGGGCAGACAUCUCAGCCAGCUCUUUGGACUUCAAGAGACAUUCCAUGCUCAAAGAAUAUUUCGUUCAAAGGAUGUUUCUCCUGUCCUUCUGUAAUCAUUCCUCCCGCCCCCCUUGUUUUCCGGCUUUGAUGUAAAUUGGGGUUGACUGGCGUCUUUCGAAAUCUAUUCAAUGUUACGCGUUACUUAUAAAUGAGAUUUAAAGUUAGUUGUUUGUGUGAUACAAUGUGCAAUCCAGAUUAUACAGAUUCGAUGCAUGUUAUUAAAGGUAUGUAUAUAAUACUUCACCAUAAAAUUAAAAAGUGAACUCUUCCAGAA